Messenger RNA from Cicer arietinum (chickpea), 1474 nucleotides. RefSeq names its product 2-alkenal reductase (NADP(+)-dependent)-like. Gene Ontology annotation, molecular function: 2-alkenal reductase [NAD(P)H] activity. The record is from RefSeq and is a predicted model, not a curated record. NCBI's taxonomy places the organism in Eukaryota, Viridiplantae, Streptophyta, Magnoliopsida, Fabales, Fabaceae.
UUUUUUCACGCCUAAUUCUUCUACCCAUUCAUUCUUUAUUUUUCAAAACAUAAACUUAGUCAACUAUUAAUAAAAUAGGUUACAAUAUUAAAACUACUUAUUUUUUUGGUACAACUUUCUCAUUAUUUAUUGUCAUCUAAUUUGGCAAAGGUGGCAACUGGAAGUUUGUGAAUGAAAAAGAAAUUGAAAAAGUUGGUAGAAGCUAGAAAGCAUGGGAGAUGUAGUAGAAAAUAGAGAAUGGUACUUAGCUGCAUAUUGUCCUGAAGGUGUUCCAACUUCAGAACAUCUCAAAUUCCGCACUGUCUCUCUUUCAAUUGCAUCUGAUUCAAUCCCUCAUAAUCAUCUCGCCGUUGAAACUCUCCUUCUUUCCGUUGAUCCAUAUCUUCGUGGAAGACUCACCGGUACCCUCGAAGGCCUUUUUAUUUCACAGUAUCAACUUAAUCAGGUGAUUACAGUAUUCGGAGUUGUGAGGGUGAUUAGAUCGAAGGAUAGUAAAUAUAAUGAGGGAGAUAUUCUUUUGAAUCGAUCUGCUCCUGUUGCUGAGUACAGUAUUGUUCCAUCUUCUGACAUUGCUAGAAAAAUUGAUGCUACAAUUGGGAUUUCAUUAUCGGAUUAUCUAGGUUCUUUAGGAAUACCGGGAUUUGCAGCAUGGGUGGGGAUAGAGGUACUUGGAAAGCCAAAGGUAGGAUCAAAUGUGUUUAUAUCUGCCGCUUCAGGUGCGGUGGGUAUAAAUGCUGGACAGCUGGCUAAGAUUAGAGGAUGUAGGGUCAUUGGUAGCACUGGCUCUGAUGAUAAGGUGAAGCUCAUUAAAGAGGAAUUUGGAUAUGACGACGGAUUCAACUACAAUUCGGAAUCAGAUUUUGAUGCCGCUUUAACAAAGUAUUUUCCCGAUGGUAUUGAUGUUUACCUUGACAACGUUGGUGGUAAAAUGCUUGAAGCUGUACUUAACCAUGUCAACAAGUAUGCUAGGAUACCACUUUGUGGGAUGAUAUCUCAAUAUAAUAAGGUUUGGACUGAAAGAGAAGGUGUCAGGAAUCUUCUGAAUAUGGUUGGAAAGGAGGUGAGGAUGGAGGGUUUUAUGUUAGAAUCAUAUUGGCAUCGUUUUGGAGAUUUUGCUAAAGAUAUGGAAAGGUACAUUCAAGAAGGCAAGGUUAAGUCAAAGAACAAAAUUAAUAUAGGAAUUGAAAGCUUUUUGGAGAGCUUAAACUCCUUAUUCUCUAGCUCUAACAUUGGAAAAGUUGUUGUUCAAGUUAAGGCAUAGUGCCCAAAUUGUUGCUAUAUAUAUGGGCUUGAUAAUAAUGUGAAUUAUUUGAGCACAAUAUUCGCUGAACCAUGUUUUUCAUAUUUUAGGCCUUUUGUUUGAAACUUUUCUAAGAUUGGAUAAGUAAUAAACUCAAUGUGAAGGUGAAAUUUAAUAUUAUUAUUAGAGCUAUAUAUAUAUGGAUGGGGGUCCACGGCCCAACCUGUGUAACUA